Messenger RNA from Anopheles darlingi, 2643 nucleotides. It is a transcript of the gene Trp1, whose product is annotated as translocation protein SEC62. Gene Ontology annotation, cellular component: endoplasmic reticulum membrane; endoplasmic reticulum. Gene Ontology annotation, biological process: post-translational protein targeting to membrane, translocation. The record is from RefSeq and is a predicted model, not a curated record. The transcript has 5 exons. NCBI's taxonomy places the organism in Eukaryota, Metazoa, Arthropoda, Insecta, Diptera, Culicidae. Bases 101 to 1360 code for a protein of 419 amino acids.
UGCGUGUGGUAAGAAGAAAGACUCCCGCCGCGUCCACAUCAUCAGCGCGAGCAGAUCCGGGUGCCAGCGCCAGAAGCAGGGUUUGUCCCCGGACACGAGGAUGGCAGAAAAACGGCGAGCUAAGAAACGCAAGGAUGAGUACACGGGCCCGGGCGGGGCAGAUCCAGAGAUCGAGAAGGCCUCGAAGGACGAGUAUAAGGUAGCGAAAUGGCUCAAGUCGAAUGUUCCAACGAAAAAGACCAAGUUUCUCAACCACAACGUGGAAUACUUCUCCGGUGUAAAAGCCGUAGACGCGCUGUUGGCUUCCAAGUUUGCGCAGGGCGAUGGGUGCCUGUUUCCGCAUCGCCAGGCCGUGAUCGAUUUUCUCGGCGAUAUGCUGUUCCAUAAGUUUUACCACCGUGCUCGGAAGGUACCGGUAAGCGAACACGAACUACGGGGCAGCAAGAGCAGCAAAAAGCAACAGAUCAGCACAACAGCGUCCGAAUCGACGAAGGAUGAAGGCCGUGGGACGGAUGCGGAAAAUAGCCACGCCGAGGGUGGCAAGGGAGCUGCUGAACUGGCCGCAGAAAAUGCCAAGCGAAAACGCAAGAUACGGCUCGAAAUGCACCCGGAACAGGUGUUUAUCGAUGGGCACGAGGCGUACGUUUGGCUGUAUGAUCCGAUACCGAUGCACUACUGGAUCUUUGGCGCUCUGCUGGUGGUGGGUGCGAUCGUCAUCUGUCUGUUUCCGCUCUGGCCACCGCUACUGCGCAAGGGUGUCUACUAUCUCAGUAUCGCGGCAGCCGGUUUUCUGGUCUUCAUUCUUGGCCUGGUCGUACUGCGGUGCAUCCUCUUCUGUCUGAUCUGGGUCGUCACCGGUGGUAAGCAUCACUUCUGGCUGCUGCCUAACCUUACCGAGGACGUGGGCUUCUUCGCGUCCUUCUGGCCACUGUACAACCACGAGUACAAGGAUGGUAAAGAGGGCUCUGGCAGUGAAAAGGGAGGCAAAAAGUCUAAAAAGCGAAAGCAAAAGGACAAGGACAGUGGUGGUGAGGAGGAACCUAGUUCAGCCGCCACCGUGCCGCCUACCAUUGAUGAAGUUAAAGAACGGCCAGAAACGGAUCCCUCGGUAAAAGGUGACGCGACAGGGGAAGGAUUGAGGCAUCGCGGUGGUAAGUCCUCGCCAAAACAACAACAGGAACCAGUACCAUCGGCAGCUGUGCCAGCCACAACCGUGCUUACGGCAACAGAUGAGGAACCUACGGACGAGGAGAAAAACUCGGAGGGCACACCAUCUGAAAGUGAUUCGGAAGGUUCACAGCGAUCGUCAACGGGAAAGGACUUUGAGAUGGUGGAUCCAGAUGAGGAGGACAUUUCGUAAACUGGAAUCCCAAAUCGACACAUUGAGGCAAAACUCGCACUCGCAAUUAUUUGACAAAACCCCCUAGAACGCUCACCAUCACACCGACCAUUUCGCAUCGAUCGAAUUGACUCCGUACGAAUAUGUUUGCUGCUAUCGUCGCCACAAAAACUCUACUAAUUCCUGUUUCCGAGAAGAUAGUUGGUACAACGUCUCGUUGGCAAUGACUUUUUACCGUUGAUUCGUCCGUGAUCACCUCGAUAGUUCUUAUGAGAAAGUCAGCCGCAACUUCAACUAAUUUUACUGCAUUCACCCAACGAUUUGUGAUUAGAGCUGGUACCAGCAGAACUUGACUCUUUUAUAAAAGGGAUUUGUUAGACAGUUUGACCUGAUAAGAUAAAUUGACACGCGUCAUGGAUUACGCAUGGAUUGUGGUCGAUGAAUCUGAUGAGCAAGAGCAUUUGUCUAGGUAAUAGCAAAGAUAAAGAGUUAAAAUUGUCAAAAAUCUAAUGUACAACCUAGCUACGCGUCCAUGCCACCCUGGUAUGAGUUGAACUUCUUCUCCAUUAUCAACGUACGUUAUCGCUGGUCGCGAGCGAGCUAGACGAAAUCGAUGGCGACGGUACCGAACGGAAACUGAAGAAGCGCAACGCGCAAACGGACACAACGAGCAAAGAAGAGUAUCAUAUAGCGCGUCUCUGGCGCUUCAGGCUAUCAGGCCAACCCCUUCCUAACCCUUUCUCCCCUUAAACGCCUGACGGAUCGUGGUGACGCAGAGGCGUUUACUGAAGCGGCGAGUCGCCGCAUCAAAUCAUUGUAAAAGAGUAGAGAACAGUGAUCAGACCGAUACGAUGGGCAACCUUCGUCCGGCGAUGGUUACAGUUUGCCAGCUAAUGCAGUGCGUGUAAUGUAUUACGAAUUUGAUAGCAAUUCUCUAAUUUAUAUCCCCGUAAGGCAAACCCCGCCAGCAAUCUUAAUUUAUAUUUAACCCAAUGUUUGUGUAGUGCGCAAUGAAGUCUGGUGGCAAUAGGCACCGGAUAGGCCGUAGAAGUAGUAGCUCCUCGUGCUGCAGCCUGCCUAUGCUGUGUCGUGGCGCUUUUAAGCCAGUUUGCCGCAUACAGCAAACAUCAUCAAUAGAAACAAACACUAUAACAUCAAAAUCGAAGUGCAAAAACUAAGUGUGCAAGUGACGAGGAAUCUAGGAAGAAGAAAGGUAAGAAAACAGAAAAGAAUCCGAAGAAUGUUUUUUUUGUUAGUGUGCAAGUUAGGUACGGUUAUAUUCAAUAAACUUUAUGGUAUGAAAA